AUUCAGUGUUGGUACAUCGUUGAUGCCAGUAAGUUGAAGACCAACGUUUUGAUAACGAGCAGGAUUACGUACAAUUAUAAAUUUAUCGACGAAUGUUGUACAUGUUAAUAACAACGAAUAAUUUUGUCAAUGAUUCAGAAAAUAAUAAAUUAUUUAAAAAUAUAUAUUUCUUAACUGUAAAUCAGCGGCACCAUGUGGACCCGAUGGACUACGUUUCUCUUUGAGUAUAACAUGGUGGCUGGAUACCGGAACUGCAACCGAAUUGUUGUGGUAGCUUCAGUAGCGAUAGUGACGUUUGCUUACGCCCUGCAAAUCGUGACGGCCGAACAAGUCAACCCCGUCGACUUGUCCGGAGAUUUCUGCGCGAAAGUGGGAUGCUGCUCUGAUAGGCGUAACGAGAGUUGUUUCGUGCCGAUAUCGGACACGAGGUGUUAUUGCGACGAAUUCUGCCACGUCAAUCGCACCGGGUCCGAGGACUGUUGUCCCGACUACAUGUCGUACUGCAAAGGCGUCGAACCAUCCAAACCACCCGCAGACGCCCCAGUGUCCACAUUAGGAGCACUAAUUAAACUACAAACACCAGACGACUUGGCCGGAGAUUACUGCAAGAAAGUGGGUUGCUGCUCUGAGGGGCGUAACGAGAGUUGCUCUGUGCCAAUACUGGGCACGUUGUGUUAUUGCGACGAAUUCUGCUACGUCAAUCGUACCGGGACCGAGGACUGUUGUCCCGACUUCAUGUCGUACUGCAAAGGCGUCGAACUACUCGCGCCCGAUCCGCUAACCAUUCAACCAAAUUGUACUCAUGAUGGUGAAGUGGUUAAUAUCAAUUGCAAUGAAUGCCGUUGUCAAAUAACCAAUGGAAACGCGACACUAAUAUGUGACCAAAAUGAAUGUCUUAUUGAUCCGCUACUCUUGGAUACGAUCAAAAUCCAAAGUUAUCAAUUUGGAUGGUCGGUCAGAAAUUACAGUGAAUUUUGGGGCAAAACAUAUGACGACGGACUUAAGUGGCGGCUAGGUACAUUGCAAUCACCGGAAAAGAUCUUACAAAUUGUACCUUUGAAAGCUGUAUUCCACAAAGAUGAUCUAAAGUCGUCUUUCGAUCUACGCAAAGUUUGGGGUGAAAGAAUUACUGAUCCUAUAGAUCAGGGUUGGUGUGGUGCGUCCUGGGCCAUAAGCACUGUUCAAGUGAUCACCGAUCGUUUUGUUAUAAUGACUCGGGGACUCAUGGGCGACGCGCUGUCACCAAAACACCUGUUGUCCUGUAACAGUUUUGGCCCACAGCGAGGAUGUCAAGGCGGACAUUUGAUCACUGCUUGGAAUUGGGUUAGGAAAUUUGGACUCGUCACUGAAGAAUGUAAUCCGUGGGAUGGUCGGAUGACAGGUUGUGCAGUGUCCAACAAGAGUAGCAACAAUGAAUUAAUCGUGCCAUGUCCGAGUUCAUCCAAAACUGCACAACUCAGACGAGUAGGCCUGAUGUACAGAGUGUCCACAGAAGAGGGUAUUAUGAAUGAGAUUAUGAAUUGGGGAUCAGUACAAGCCAUGAUGAAAGUGUCAAAAGAAUUUUUCAUGUAUGAAUCGGGCGUGUACAAAUGUUCAAACGUUACCGAGGGAUCGAAAACAAGAUACCACACUGUAAGGAUUGUUGGCUGGGGCGAAGAGCAACAGAAUGGCAAAACCGUAAAAUAUUGGAUCGUUUCAAAUUCAUGGGGACUUUGGUGGGGCGAAAACGGAUACUUCCGGAUACUGAAAGGAACCAACGAGUGUCAUAUUGAAGACUUUGUUGUAGCUGCAAUGGCAGACAUCAGCGAUUUCUGUAACAUAGCAGAUCGGUUGUCUAAAGAAAACGCUUCAUACACACUGAAUGGCACCAAAAUUGAUUUUGCUUAAGUAAAUUAAUUAAUUCAUUCAGCGAAUAAAAAAUUAUGGAAAAAUAU
Rhopalosiphum maidis (corn leaf aphid) is the source of this 1934-nucleotide messenger RNA. RefSeq lists its product as uncharacterized. Lineage: Eukaryota; Metazoa; Arthropoda; Insecta; Hemiptera; Aphididae. Gene Ontology annotation, biological process: proteolysis. Gene Ontology annotation, cellular component: lysosome. Gene Ontology annotation, molecular function: cysteine-type peptidase activity. The record is from RefSeq and is a predicted model, not a curated record. Bases 193 to 1887 code for a protein of 564 amino acids. The transcript is spliced from 9 exons.